Messenger RNA from Trifolium pratense (red clover), 811 nucleotides. RefSeq names its product olee1-like protein. NCBI's taxonomy places the organism in Eukaryota, Viridiplantae, Streptophyta, Magnoliopsida, Fabales, Fabaceae. Bases 63 to 572 code for a protein of 169 amino acids. The record is from RefSeq and is a predicted model, not a curated record. The transcript has 2 exons.
AGCAUCAAGUCAUUUUAAGAAACAUUAAUUAUCAUACAUUCAUAACAACAAUAUCAAGAACAAUGGCAAAGUCUACAAUCAUCCUUAUCUCCACCCUUUGCUUUUUAUCCUUCUUUGGUUCGGUUUAUUCUCGCAGCGAUCGCUUCUUUGUCGAGGGUGUUGUUUACUGUGAUACAUGCCGCAUCCAAUUCAUCACCAAAUUGACCGAGUUCUUAGAAGGUGCAACCGUUCGCGUCGAAUGCAAAGAAGAAAAUGGAACACUAACAUUCAGUAAAGAGGUAGUAACAGGACAUGGAGGAUCAUACAAAGUUGAGAUUGAUGGAGACCAUGAAGAUGAGAUUUGUCAGGUUGUACUUGUGAAGAGUCCAAGAAAGGAUUGUUCAGAAGUUGACACAGAUUCUCACUUAGAACAAGCAGCUAGAAUCAGUGUCACAAAUAACAAUGGAAUUGUGUCCCCUAUUCGUGCCACUAACCCUCUUGGUUUCCUUAAGAAGGAUCGUCUUCCAGGUUGUCUUGAAAUCUUCAAGGAACUUGGAAUCAAUGAAGAUGGAACUACAGCCGAUGAUGAUUAAAUUAAUUAUAGCUUAUUAAUUAAGGAGAGGCACGGGUAGCUUAAGUAAUCUUUUGCUUUGCCCCCAUUAAUUUUUAUUGUUAUGUAAUAAUGGAAUAUUUUAUGUAUUUACCUUUGGAGGAGGAGUUUUCUUAGAUUAAUUUGAAGACCCUCUCAAAGGAUAUUAUUCCUCUCAUUUAUAUGUAAUCCAUUUUCAUUUUUUUAAAAUAAAUAUUGGGUAUUUUUUUUUUUAGAUGCCAA